This is a messenger RNA of Colias croceus (clouded yellow), 3368 nucleotides long. It is a transcript of the gene Vav, whose product is annotated as protein vav. The record is from RefSeq and is a predicted model, not a curated record. NCBI's taxonomy places the organism in Eukaryota, Metazoa, Arthropoda, Insecta, Lepidoptera, Pieridae. Bases 149 to 2563 code for a protein of 804 amino acids. Gene Ontology annotation, biological process: cell migration; regulation of GTPase activity. Gene Ontology annotation, cellular component: cytoplasm. Gene Ontology annotation, molecular function: protein binding; guanyl-nucleotide exchange factor activity. The transcript is spliced from 16 exons.
CCAGUUCGGCUAUGGCUGGCGUAUGUUUAUUGUAUCAAUUUGUAUGUCAAUUAUCAAUUAACCCUUGUUAAAUAAUGGCCUGUUGAUUAUUAAAAAGCAGAGCUUAAAUAAGAUUCUAUCGAUGUGAAGUGUAUUCAGUGUGUGAACCAUGGCAGCUGGUGGCGAGGAUCUGUGGCGCGAGUGCGCGGCUUGGCUUACGAGAUGUGGAUUAUUACGUCCAGAUCAUAAGGCGAAUUGGGAGACGAGUAAAAUACACGAUUUAGCGUAUACGCUGCGAGAUGGAGUACUUCUGUGUAACCUUUUAAAUGUCCUUCAUCCGGGGUGCAUAGACAUGAAGGACGUAAAUCAGCGCCCCCAGAUGGCACAGUUCCUAUGCAUGAGGAACAUCAAAGUGUUCCUGCGGACGUGCCAUGAAGUGUUUGAACUGCGCGAGACAGACUUGUUUGACCCCUCCAUGCUGUUUGACCUGUCCAACUUCCACCGAGUCCUCUGCACGCUCGCCAAACUCAGUCAAUGUCCUAAAGCAUUGGCUAAAAGUAUAAAGCCAUUCUCAGCGAACAGAACUCAAUCGGAGGAGGACAUAUACAAAGACCUGCAGUCUGUCGCGUGCCAGUCGUUGGACAUUCCGCCGUCGUACGAGACGGUGCAGACGCAGAGUAGCGAUGUGCCCUGGGUUCAGUUCACGAUACCGAGCAGUAACUGCGAGGAACGAGUCGAGGAGAUAUACGAGGACCUCUGCUAUGUGAAACUCAACUCGGAAGUGCCCGAGCUAGCGUCGUCUUCACAUAGUUUAGAGAAACGGGAUUAUGUUAUACGAGAGUUAGUAGAUACAGAGUGCAAUUAUGUGGAUGUGUUGAGCAAAAUAAUUAAAUACUUUCUGCGGCCGCUGACGCCGUACUUGAAGCCGCAAGAUAUGCAAGUUAUUUUCUUCGGUGUAAAGGAACUGCACGAAAUCCACACGGGCCUAUUACGGCAAUUGCGUCUUGCUACCGAAAUGUGCGUGCCCGGCAGCGGGGCGCCGAGGCUAGCUGAUGUAUUCCUAGCUUGGAGGGAAAAGUUGCUACUAUAUGGGGAUUAUUGCUCCAACUUAACGACAGCACAGGAUACGUUGAAGACCCUGGACGCUAGGGAUCCGAUGUUUAGCAAACAGCUCGCGAAAUGUCAAAAAGAGCACAGCGACGGUCGCAUCCAGUUGCGCGAUAUCUUAUCGGUUCCGAUGCAGCGGAUACUCAAAUACCAUUUACUUUUGGAUAAACUUGUGCAAGAAACUCAACCAAAUCAUGAAGAAUUCCGAGGUUUAGAGCGUGCCAAAGAGGCUAUGGUGGAUGUGGCGCAAUACAUCAAUGAGGUGAAGAGGGAUAGUGAGGUGCUCGCGUUGCUGGCUAAAGUGCAGGAGAGCAUAAUAGACUGGGACGGUGGUGAGCUCGGUGCCGGCGGGGCGUUACUUGCGGCAUACGGGCGGUUACUCCUCGACGGCGAGCUGAAGGUGAAAGCGCACGAGGACCAGAAGUUGCGCUCGAGAUACGUGUUCGUGUUCGACAAGCUGAUGCUGCUGUGUAAGCCGGUUAAGGACAACCAGUACUCGUACCGCGUGGGCAUCCGGCUGGCGGAGUACCGCGUGGAGGAGGGCGGCGGGCGGCGCGCGCUGCGCACGGACUCGCGCUGGGCGGCGCACUUCUACCUCGUGCGCCGCACCAAGGAGGCCACGUUCACGCUGUACGCGCGCACCGACGAGUGCCGCCGCAAGUGGCUCAAGACCAUCCAGGAUGCCAUAGACAAUUUGGAACCAGCUGGAUGCCGGAAUACGAAUCACAAGUUUGUUCUACAUACAUUCGAGAAGCCAGCUACAUGCCAUCACUGUUCGAAAUUCCUCAAAGGCAGAAUAUUCCAAGGCUACCUGUGCUCGGUGUGCAACGCGUGCGCGCACAAGGACUGCAUCGCGCUGUCGGGGCGCUGCGGCGGCGGCCUGUCCGUGGCCCCGCCCCUGCCGCCGCACACCCAGCUGCCCGACCACUCGCUGCACUACUACAUGUGGUACGUCGGCGAGAUGGGGCGCGAGACGGCGACAGCGCGGCUGGAGCGGCGAGUGGACGGCACGUUCCUGCUGCGCGUGCGGCCGCGCGCCGCCCCGCACGCGCCCACCGACACGCACUACGCGCUCUCGCUCAAGACGGACAACACAGUGAAGCACAUGCGUGUGUGCCGCAAGCCGAUCGAGUCGGUGCCGCACUACUACCUGUCGGAGUCGCGGUUCUUCCGCAGCGUCGUGGAGCUCGUCACGUACUACGAGCGGGUCAGCCUCGCUGAGAACUUCGUGGGAUUAAACUCGAGCCUCCGCUGGCCAUUCCGGCGCGUGGUGGCCUCCGUGAUCCACGACUUCCGUCCGCUGGAGGGCAGCCAGCUGGCGCUCCGCCCCGGGGCGAAGGUGCUCGUGCUCAGCAAGGAGGGCGACAACCGCGGCUGGUGGAAGGGCAGGAUACUGGACAAGGGCGACAACCGCUCCGGCUACUUCCCAAAGGACUGCGUGGUGGAGGAGCCCGAGUGUAUCGGGGCGCUCGACUGAUGUUACUUUUGCCUCGCCGAGCGCGAGAGGCACUACUUGGAGCAGCUGAUGGAUGACCUGGUGUAAACACCUAGGUCCGAAGACCUGAAUGUUCUAGAAUUGAAGAUCUGGUCAGAAGACUUGUUUUGAAUGUGCUAGGGCCGAAGAUCUCGUCUGAAUGUCCUAAGUUCGAAGAUAUUGUCUGUGAGUCCGAGAUCCAAAAUACUGUUCUGAAUGGCCUAGAACCGAAGAUGUUGCUUGUAUGACUUAGUUAUGAAAAUAUGGUGACAAAGGGCUAGGUUCAAAAUCUUGAUAUAAUGUCCUAAGUCCGAAGACAUGAUCUUAAAGUUUUUAGGUCCAAGGAUCUGGUCUGAAAGUCCCAGGUCCUAUGAUCUGGUCUGCUGAAUACACUACGGGUAUCGGCAUGGUACAAACUAAGAAAAACAAGAUGGAUGAAGUCGUUCAAGCGAGGCGCUAUUUGUGUGUGCAUAAUUUAUUUAAACUCUAUGUGUGUGACAAAAUAAGUGUUGAAGGAACUGUAAUCUCCUAUGUGUGUUGGUUUAAAGUGGACAUAGGGAAGUACUGUUAUUUAUGUGAAUCGAACCCUAAGGUUAUAUGUAUAAGGUUCAAAAUUGAAAAUAAGGUUAUAUUGUUUAGCACAACGGAAUUGAGAUGAUUUUUUGGUACAUUAUAACAGUAUUUUCCAUAAUUCCCCUUUACCCAUCAGUGAUAUUGUAUUAAGUGUCUUAUAUGUGAAGUUGUGAACACUUGUAGAUAGGACAGACGGAAUGAAUGUAAGUUUUAUUGUAUUGUAGAUAGUGUCUUA